This is a messenger RNA of Ornithodoros turicata, 1194 nucleotides long. RefSeq names its product zinc finger protein 184-like. Gene Ontology annotation, molecular function: RNA polymerase II cis-regulatory region sequence-specific DNA binding; DNA-binding transcription factor activity, RNA polymerase II-specific. NCBI's taxonomy places the organism in Eukaryota, Metazoa, Arthropoda, Arachnida, Ixodida, Argasidae. The transcript has 2 exons. Bases 96 to 803 code for a protein of 235 amino acids. Gene Ontology annotation, biological process: regulation of DNA-templated transcription. The record is from RefSeq and is a predicted model, not a curated record.
AGAACCGCAAGUACAGCAAGUUGACAUCCUCCGAGAAACCAUCCUGACAAGCGAGCUCUGAUCACGCAAGAAAAAGUACUGAUACGCACCAUAUUAUGAACAAGCCCAGAGGCACUUGUGAACAAGAAUACUCAGGUCGCAUUUCUUCAAAUGCGCAGUUCAAGAUCACCACCACAACAGAUGAACUGCAGCCCGACAGCACUGCACUAUUCACUAUGAAUGACCAACCUGCUGAGCGUCAUCGAGACGAGAGCAAGCCAUGUGCACUUGCAUGCAUGUCGAAAGCCAGCCUUGAAUGCCACAUGUUUGCACACUCUCACAAUGAGUCCGAAAAGUCUCCCACUGCUCCUCCAACGGAUGUUCAGAUGGGAGAGAAGAGUUCUGGGUGCAACAUCUAUUCCUCUGCAUUCUCGUGGUCUGCAGGUGACGAGAACCACAUGGUGAAGCAUACUGACAAGAGGCCAUACAAGACCGAUGUCUGCCCUGCCGAGUUCAGCCUGAGCGGGAACCUACAGCAGCACAAGCAAACAGAUUCAUGCAAGAAACCAUACAAGUGCGAUGUCUGCCCUGCGGAGUUCAGCCGGAGUUCUCACCUGCAGCGUCACAAGCUGACACACACGGGCGAGAAGCCAUACAAGUGCGACCUCUGUCCUGCAGAGUUCAGCCAGAGGGGGACCCUACAGCGUCACAAGUGGACACACACGGGUGAGAAGCCAUACAAGUGCGAUGUCUGCUCUGCGGAGUUUAGCCGAGGUGAGCUACUACAGCAGUACAAGCGGACACACACAUAUAAGAAGCCAUAAAAGUGUGAUGUCUGCCACGCAGAGUUCAGCCAGAGCGGGACCCUGCAGCAGCACAAGCGGACACACACGGGCGAGAAGCCAUACAAGUGCGGUCUCUGUCCUGCAGUGUUCAGACAGCGUGUAACCUUGUCACGUUACAAGCGAACACACACGGGUGAGCAGCCAUAAAAUUGCAGCCUCUGCCCUGCAGUGUUUAUCCACAACCCAAACUUGCAGUGUGAUGCAAGUGCGGUUUCUGUCCCACAGAACAGCACAAGCAGGCACCCUGGGGUGAGAAGCCACAAAAGAACAUUCUCUGUUCUGCAGACCUGAGGCACAACACAAAGCUGCAGUGUAGCAAGAAGACUUACAUGAAAGCGAAGCCAUACAAGUGCAACCUCUGUGCUGCACA